Pichia kudriavzevii is the source of this 765-nucleotide messenger RNA. RefSeq lists its product as uncharacterized. The record is from RefSeq and is a predicted model, not a curated record. The transcript has a single exon. Lineage: Eukaryota; Fungi; Ascomycota; Pichiomycetes; Pichiales; Pichiaceae. Bases 1 to 765 code for a protein of 254 amino acids. Gene Ontology annotation, cellular component: cytoplasm. Gene Ontology annotation, molecular function: 5'-deoxynucleotidase activity.
AUGUUUAGGUUUAUGUUCUUGUUGAGAUCUGUAACAUUAAAGACAUUUUGCACACUUAAAUCAUAUCCAAGUAGAAUGACGUCGUCUCUGUCAGCGCAAACUUCAUGGGACCCGGAAUCAAAUAUUCCUGCGAAUGUCUUAAACUAUUUGAAGAAUGAUCAACCAUUAAACUCAAAAUACUCACAAAUCAACUUCUUCUUUCAACUGAUAUCAUUAUUAAAGCAACAAGAACGGACAGGCUGGAUUAACAUGGGGAUUCCCAAGCCAGAGUCGAUUGCCGAUCACAUGUAUCGAAUGUCAAUUAUAUCACUUGUGUUAGAUUCUAACGCAUGGGAGGCAGAAAACAUUAAACCCGACCUUAAUAAGUGUUGUAAAAUGGCUCUGGUUCAUGAUAUUGCGGAGACUUUAGUCGGAGAUAUUGUACCAAAUGAUGUUCAUAUUGAUAAAUUUGAAAAGAGUAAACGUGAAUAUAAAGCAAUUUUGUAUUUAUGUGAUAUUAUUUCAAAGUAUAAUCAACAAUCCGCAAAUGAGAUUAAAGAAUUGUGGAUUGACUAUGAGUGCCAAAGAAACAUAGAAUCUACAAUUGUUAAAGAUAUUGAUAAAUUUGAACUGCUGAUCCAAACUUUCGAAUAUGAAAGAAUGCAUAAAAGAAGAAUGGAUGAGUUUUACUCGUGUAAAAAGGUUAUCAAGAAUCCAGAAAUUCAGAAAAUGGCGGAUGAGCUAUUUCAACAAAGAGAAAAAUUUUUGUCUGCUAAUCAACUGUAG